Ficedula albicollis (Collared flycatcher) is the source of this 3850-nucleotide messenger RNA. RefSeq names its product KIAA2013 ortholog. The transcript is spliced from 2 exons. The annotation marks the transcript as partial. NCBI's taxonomy places the organism in Eukaryota, Metazoa, Chordata, Aves, Passeriformes, Muscicapidae. The record is from RefSeq and is a predicted model, not a curated record.
GGGCGGGCGGCGCUGGCGGCGCUGCGGGACGGGGCCGUGCGGAGGGUGCGCUGUGUGCAGACGGGGCCCGGCGCCGGGGAUUGCGUGACGGUGCGGGAGGAGGUGGUGGCUCACCGCAGCCGGCCGCACCUCUACCUGCAGCGCAUCCGCAUCGCCAACCCCACCGAGCGCCUGGCCGCCUUCGAGGCCUCGGCCCCCGCCGCCUCUGCGCUGGGCGGGCGCUUCGCCAGCAGCCUGGAGAAGGUGGAGGAGCGGCAGUUCUUGCUCUCCUCCGGCCGCUUGCCGCUGGCCGGCAGCCCCAAGAUGGUGCUGGUGGUGGUGGCUGCCAAGAAACUCGUGAGCCGGGUGCAGGUCGCGCCCAAGUCGCACUUCGAUGAGACUCUGCUCUCCGUGGUGUACACCUCGGAGCCCAUCGAGGUCUCCAGGCUGGAGGAGACCUUCAGCAAACUGAGGGAGGCAGCGAAGAAAGAGAUGCUGGAGGUGAUGCAGAUGGGGGUGGAAGAUCUUUUCCAGGAGCACCAGCAGACUUGGUCUGACUUGUUCAUUUCAGGGAUUGAAAUGAGAAAGAUCACAGAUGCUCAUACCCCAUCCAGUGAGACUGUCAACAUGACCCUCUAUUACGUGCUGUCAACUAUGCCAGCCCCCCUGCUGGAACCCCUCAUUGGUGGUGAGGACAGGGAGAAGAUUGAAGCCAGCCUGAACUAUGCUGACCACUGCUUCAGUGGCCACGCCACCAUGCACGCCCAGAACCUGUGGCCACCAAAGCUGACCAGUGUCAGCCAGAUCCUGCAGCUCUCAGACCUGUGGAAGCUGACUCUCCAGAAACGGGGGUGCAAGGGUCUAGUGACAGCUGGGGUCCAUGGACUCAUGCAGGGAAUGGUGCUUAGUUUUGGGGGUCUGCAGUUCACAGAAAACCAUCUUCAGUUUCAGGCUGAUCCUGACGUGCUUCAUAACAGCUAUUCCUUACGUGGGAUCCAUUACAAUAAGGACUUGAUCAAUUUAGCUGUCCUCCUGGAUGCUGAAGGAAAGCCCUUCUUGCAUGUGUCUGUGAAGUUCCAGGACAAGCCUGUCAGGCUGUAUGCCUGUGAGGCAGGCUGUAUGAACGAGCCCGUGGAGCUGACCUCAGAGGCACGAGGUCACACCUUCCCUGUCAUGGUGACUCAACCCAUCACACCACUGCUUUAUAUAUCAACAGAUUUGGUCCACUUGCAGGACCUAAGACACACACUCCACUUAAAAGCUAUCCUAGCUCAUGAGGAACACAUGGCCAAGCAAUACCCAGGCUUACCCUUCCUGUUCUGGUUCAGUGUGGCCUCCUUAAUUACUUUGUUUCACUUGUUUCUGUUCAAACUCAUCUACAACGAAUAUUGUGGGCCAGGAGCCAAGCCUCUCUUCAGGAGUAAGGUGUAAGGCUGCUGCUUUUGGCUGCUAUCCAUUGAGUGUUGUCAGCCUGAUGUGUCAGCUGUGCAUGGGCAGGCUCUGUCUUGGACUGUAAUGAUUUUCAGUCGCUCUUGAAACAAACGAUCUGUGACCUCUUCUUGCAAGGAGGAGGAUUAGGGCAGGGAUUGGAGCAGUAGGGCUCACAGUUGUUAGAAAAGAUAAACUCCUGGUCUGUCCUUAGACAUUUGUGAGGCUGCAGGUGGAGGCAGAUACAGCUUUCUGUCCUUUUUCCACACAUCAGUGUAUGACAUUGCUUGUUUCUAGGCCAGCAGUUGCUGUUGUAAUGAGAUUCUGCUUCUUGUUAUUCAGUACCAGAAAGCGUGUGAGAGAGCUGCUGUAUUUGUCUGUACUGCUGUGUGAAGACUACACACCUGCCUGCCUGCUCUGAACGUGUGACACGUCACACAGGAGCACCCAAAGGCAGGCUGGUGUUCUGAGGUGAAGGUGCUGACUUGCUGGGGCUUGUGGUACAUGUUCCUGUUACAGACACUGUGCGGUCCUCCAUCAAACCACACUUGCCAUCAUCAUUUUGGGAAGAGGCUGAAUUGAUGUUUCUCCCAGUCAGACAAAAUACAAAGCUGUGUUAGGAAAGUACUGAGUGCUUUUUACUGUGAGUUGAAGAUUCUGGCUCCAAGCUCUUACGCAUCUUACCUGGGUGUAAAGAAUUUCAAGUUGGUUUGAGUUGCCUUGGAAAAUUUAUUUGCUGUAAAAUCUUAGCACAGAAUAGACAGUAGAUGGUGAGUUCUGCUCUUAGUACUAGGACUUUCUGACUGUGUGUGGAUAUGAAGUGGGUAUGCAAGACCAGACUGGAUUUGCUGUGUGAGCUAGUUGUGCUGUUCAGAGUCUUCCCUCCUGAGGGCUGAACAGAGUUAAAAGUAGGUUUUGUUUAAAAAAAAGGGAGAUGAUAGUUAAACAGAGCCGUCAGAGGAAAAGUUCUACCUAUAGAUUGUACUGCUAUUCCAAAUUAUAAAAUCAAAUUUGAUUUUGGAUAGCUAAGGCUGAAAAGAAGAUAUUGAACUAAACUUGACAGCUGGUAUGUGAGGGGUUUUUAAAGUGAGUUGGAAAUUUUCCUUUCACCUCACUGGUUUUGUCGUUUUGAGCCCUGGAGAUCAAGCCUGAUCCCAAGCAGGUCUGAAUACCUGUGAUCCAAUACAAGAUUGAGUGGGAGAUGCUUGUAGCCAGAUAGACUAACCUAGGAAGAGGUAGGAUAGAAAUGUAUAUCAGACAACUGCAGUUACAAGCCUCUGAUCAUGAUGAGAACCUCAGUGCAAAGGAAGGAGGGGCUCAGGAGGUGAUGUCAGUUAUUGUGUAACAGCUGUGCCCUGACAUGCGCCUGGAAUGUGUCCUUGGAAUGAUGUCAUUAUGUCCUUUUGCUGUCGUCUAUCCAGUUGCCUUUGUCAUCUCCAAGACUUGCCUUCUGCCUUUUACCAAGUGACUUGUUAACCAUUGCUGCAGGUGACUAUGCCCGACUCUGCCUGCUGAAGUGCCCAGAGGCUGUGCCCUGCCACCUCCUCCUCCUGGGCAUUGCAGAGCAAACAGCUCUGCUGCCUUGUCUUAGUUGGACCUACUUCAAAUGAAGGUGAUGCAGAACUUGAUUCCAGAAACAGGGAAGAAGUGGAAGCCAGCUGAAGCUCAGAAUCUGUAGCAGUAAGCAAGAUAGAUGGUCUUGAAAUAACACCCUGUUCCAUUAAUUGAAUGGGAACAUCCCCACAUCCAAGUGAACUUAGUCCUGCUUUCAGCCUCCAUUUGCACAGACACCUGGCAAUUUUGCAGCUGAGAACAAGGGCCAUUUGAAAGCAACAAUCCUUUUGUGCCUUGCUAUUACAGGAAUCUGAGACUUGGAAGGUGUGGUGAUUCAGUAGUUAAUCCCAGAAGCUUGUAACAGAUGUUUCCUUUCCCUGUAAGGUAUUCGGUUCUCUAGGAGUAAUCCAUUUGGUGAAAAUACUUGAAGGUAUACUAAGUCCUUUGAUAUUUUGAUCUGCUUUUUUUUUUUUUUUAAUUCUACAGAAAAAUAAAGGAUGAUGAUUCUCUUCUGAGAGUUAACUAGAAUAGUGUAACUUCCUUUCUGGUAUACAGGUUUUAAUUUAUUGCUUGGGGGGAGGGGGAGUAUGCUAAUUUUUCCUCCACUUCAGUAACAGUCAAUUGAACUAGAUAUCUAAGUUCUUGUAACAGGCUCUUCAGCCUUUAUGACUGCAAAAUCAAUUUAGUGAAAUUGUUUUUUCGAUGUACACCUGGAAAUGCUGAUCUACAGGUUUCCUAUUCUAAGCCUAUUGAGACUUUGUGCAUUGAUUUGUUUUGGCUAUGGGGGGAGACAUCCCACUUUCUAGUGACUUACAGGUUGUUUGGUUUUAAAAUACCAAAGCUGUUGUUUCUAAAUAAAUACCUUUCAGUCUAAUCUGAUUGCUGAAGU